Molecule: messenger RNA, 6107 nt
Organism: Cebus imitator (Panamanian white-faced capuchin)
Lineage: Eukaryota; Metazoa; Chordata; Mammalia; Primates; Cebidae
Gene: STK4
Product: serine/threonine kinase 4
Exons: 11
Coding region: 93-1556 (487 amino acids)
Biological process (GO): protein phosphorylation; intracellular signal transduction; regulation of MAPK cascade
Cellular component (GO): cytoplasm
Molecular function (GO): ATP binding; protein serine/threonine kinase activity
Source: RefSeq, a predicted model, not a curated record
GCGGAAGUGUGGGUGGGUCUGCGGGGCGGGCACAGGGAGGUCCGCGGGGAGGAUGGAGCAGUGAGCGGGUCUGGGCGGCUGCCGGCAGCGCCAUGGAGACGGUACAGCUGAGGAACCCGCCGCGCCGGCAGCUGAAAAAAUUGGAUGAAGAUAGUUUAACCAAACAACCAGAAGAAGUGUUUGAUGUUUUAGAGAAACUUGGAGAAGGGUCUUAUGGCAGUGUAUACAAAGCUAUUCAUAAAGAGACUGGUCAGAUUGUUGCUAUUAAGCAAGUUCCUGUGGAAUCAGACCUGCAGGAGAUAAUCAAAGAAAUCUCUAUAAUGCAGCAAUGUGACAGCCAUCAUGUAGUCAAAUAUUAUGGCAGUUAUUUUAAGAACACAGACUUAUGGAUCGUUAUGGAGUACUGUGGGGCUGGUUCUGUAUCUGAUAUCAUUCGAUUACGAAAUAAAACGUUAACAGAAGAUGAAAUAGCUACAAUAUUACAAUCAACUCUUAAGGGACUUGAAUACCUUCAUUUUAUGAGAAAAAUACACCGAGAUAUCAAGGCAGGAAAUAUUUUGCUAAAUACAGAAGGACAUGCAAAACUUGCAGAUUUUGGGGUAGCAGGUCAACUUACAGAUACCAUGGCCAAGCGGAAUACAGUGAUAGGAACACCAUUUUGGAUGGCUCCAGAAGUGAUUCAGGAAAUUGGAUACAACUGUGUAGCAGACAUCUGGUCCCUGGGAAUAACUGCCAUAGAAAUGGCUGAAGGAAAGCCCCCUUAUGCUGAUAUCCAUCCAAUGAGGGCAAUCUUCAUGAUUCCUACAAAUCCUCCUCCCACAUUCCGAAAACCAGAGCUGUGGUCAGAUAACUUUACAGAUUUUGUGAAGCAGUGUCUUGUAAAGAGCCCUGAGCAGAGAGCCACAGCCACUCAGCUCCUGCAGCACCCGUUUGUAAAGAGUGCCAAAGGAGUGUCAAUACUGCGAGACUUAAUUAAUGAAGCCAUGGAUGUGAAACUGAAACGCCAGGAAUCCCAGCAGCGGGAAGUGGACCAGGACGAUGAAGAAAACUCAGAAGAAGAUGAGAUGGAUUCUGGUACGAUGGUUCGAGCAGUGGGUGAUGAGACGGGCACUGUCCGAGUAGCCAGCACCAUGACUGAUGGAGCCAAUACUAUGAUUGAGCAUGAUGACACGUUACCAUCACAGCUGGGCACCAUGGUGAUCAAUGCAGAGGAUGAGGAAGAGGAAGGGACUAUGAAGAGAAGGGAUGAGACAAUGCAGCCUGCCAAACCAUCUUUUCUUGAAUAUUUUGAACAAAAAGAAAAGGAAAACCAGAUCAACAGCUUUGGCAAGAGUGUACCUGGUCCACUGCAAAAUUCUUCAGAUUGGAAAGUACCACAGGAUGGAGACUAUGAGUUUCUUAAGAGUUGGACAGUGGAGGACCUUCAGAAGAGGCUCUUGGCCCUGGACCCCAUGAUGGAGCAGGAGAUUGAAGAGAUCCGGCAGAAGUACCAGUCCAAGCGGCAGCCCAUCCUGGAUGCCAUUGAGGCUAAGAAGAGGCGGCAGCAAAACUUCUGAGCAAGGCCAGGCUGUGAGGGCCCAGCUCCACCCAGGCUGUGGUGAAUUCUAGAUGGCUUCCCUCACAUUUGUUAGCCAGAACUUCUGCUCUGUCAUUUCUCCACAGCACCUUUGUGAACUCAGGAAUGUGCGCCAGUGGGAAGGGCUCUCUUGACAGUCAGCGUGCCAUCUUGAUGUGUGUAUGUACAUUGGUCAGGUAUAUUAUUUCAAAGGAUUUAUAUUGGCGCUAUCAACUCAGAGUUUUAAACCCCAGGAACAGAGACUUCUAGUUGAGUGAUAGCUGGGAAAGUUUUACAUUGUCUUUUUGUUUUUCUUCUCCCAAGAGCUUUCAAUUGUUCUUUCUGGAAGAUUUUUAAAAAAUAUAUAAAUAUGCAUAUAUAUAUAUAAAUUAUAAAUAGAUUCCCCACUCAGUGUGGUGGCAUCUCUGUACAGGUACAGUUUUAAACAGUUUGCCUCUUUUCUGUAAGAUUAUGGUACUGUGGAACAUGAGAGCAGAGGACAUUGGGAGGCUGUUAGGGGGUCACUGAAUCCCAGGAGUCAGCCUCCCCCUUUUAAAAGCUACAUUUAAAAAUUAGGUUUAGGACAGUUCUUUUACCAUGGUUUCAGCCUUGUGUGGUCAUCACUGGCUUCUGGAGCUAUUGGUGAUGUCCAAGGGAAAGCUUUGAGAGUCUGUAUUUACUCUUUGAGUCCCAGGAGAAGCCUGGCACCCUCUUUGCAAAUUGACCUUUGCUCUUUCAACGCCUUUCAUCCAUCUCCACUCUCUCAGCUGCCUAAAGUCACAACACAGAUAUUGCCCAGUGCCUUAAGAGGAGAAUGAUCCACGGAGGGGAUAGGCCUAUCAGGAACUCUCAGCAAACACAGGGCUGUGUUCAGUCCACAAAGGGAAAGGGUUUUCAAAGCUCUCAUUGUUCAUGUAAAAAAUCAUACACGUGGCAUUUUGCUCCACAUUCCUUACAGACAGGGGUAGAGGGGGUUGCUUUUCUGACCCACAUUCAAAUAUGUGACUGUUUUCUUUUCUCUUUUACUGCUAAGCAGGCUGGAAAGGAUACAUGAAUAUUAGACUAAGAUUUGUUCUCCAGGAGGUUCAACCUGAACACAGAAUGUCAGAGUUGGAAGGGAUGUUAGAGGUCAUCUGAUCUGACCCUCUUGUACAGAUGAUCAGAAAACUGAGGCUUAGAGAGGGGAAGCGGCAUGGCAAAAACCACAAAGCAAGUUAGCAUAAAAGCUGGGACUAGAAUUCAGGGUCCUCAUUCCUAGGCCACUGAAACAUGCAGCCCCUUCUUUGGGGGAAGAGACCUGUGUCAGUUUUAGUUAAUUGUCCCAGCAGAACCUUGCUAACAGAAACCUGCUCUUGCCUUGGCUCUUCAGUAGGUGACCUGGCUGUAAAGAGAUUCCCUAGAUGAGCCAGAUCAUUCAGUUUCAGCAACUUCUUGAGCUCUGCAACAUCUGCCGUAAUAGCAGACAAGCACCCACAGAGGCAGGUUUCCGGCCUGAAGCAGAUCAGAGGGCUUUGCAAAAGACAGCAUAGGGCCAUCUUCCUGCAACUUUGGCUUAAUGCCACAUGGUGUUUUGUCACACAGCAAAGUUCUGUGAUAAUUGGGGAAGACAAAUAUCUUUUUAUUUUCUUCCAGUACCUCUUUCCCUCAGAUGGGGAAUCAUCACUGGGUUGCACCUAAGGAUACUGUAAUUUGACUCCAUAAUUGCUUUUGCUCCUGAAACCUGGGAAUCAAUGGAAAGGCAGGGAAUGUGCCUCUUCUGUGGCCAGAUUCUGUUAUUUGCAAUUAAAGCAAGUUUUUAAAAUAUGCAAGAGGCAGUUGUUAGUCUUCAGGGCUUGGCCACUGAAAUAGCUAUGUGGCAGAUACAGAAAAUAGAGGACAAUUUGAGGAUCCUGCUGGAAUAGUAAAUGGCAGUUACCAUUUGUUGACCACCUAUUAUAUGUCAGGCCUUGAGCUGGGUAGGCUCUACACUUCACAGUAACCCUGUGACUUAACUACUUUAUCUCCAUUUCAUAGAUGAAGAAAUGGGUUCAGAGAGAAAGAUUCCUUCCCAAGGCCCUGCAGCUAGUAAAUGAUAGAAUCAGAACUCAUAACAUCACUGUAGGGGAUCAGUAUUUAUAGGAAAAAGGAAAGUCACAAGUCUGUUUAAAAUGAAGUGACCACUUUUCUUGCAUAGACUAAAUAACUCUAACUGGCAUUUUUAGGUUGGAAAGACAGCUGAAUUAGUAAAGUCUGAUUGCCAAGUAAGUUUUAAAAACCAAAGCAUCCAGGAUGCACACUCCUGCACCAUUUGCUGUGCAAAUUAAUAGUUCUGUCUCUCUCUUUUUUCUUUUGAUUUUAUGAGAUGGAUUUUCGCUCUUGUUGCCCAGGCUGGAGUGCAAUGGUGUGAUCUUGGCUCACUGCAACCUCUGCCUCCCAGGUUCAAAGCAAUUCUCCUGCCUCAGCCUCCCAAGUAGCUGGGAUUACAGGCAUGCACCACUACACCUGAAUAAUUUUUUGUGUUUUUAGUAGAGACAGGGUUUCACUAUGUCUGUCAGGCUGGUCUUCAACUCCUGAUCUCAGGUGAUCCACCUGCCUUGGCCUCCCAAAGUGCUGCGAUUACUAUAGGCAUGAGCCACCGCACCUGGCCUCUCUUUCUUUUUUAAACAAAGAACUUUGCAAUUGGCCAGACAGGAAGAGAAAGCCCAUUUUCUCCCUUCCUAAGCUAAAUCCAAAUAAAAGAAAGUUCAGUUUUCCCUCAUAACUAUUCUUGGGUCAUGCACUUUGAUCUGGAGUUUGUUUUGUUUCAAGCAUAUGUGCAUCCAGCUUGCUGAUCCAGCAGUCUGUUGCUUACCAGUCUAGCUAGAUGGAGACUUUUGGCCAGAAGUCAAUUUGUUUUGGAUCAGAGAAAUUUCUUGACAAGGAAUAUUUGUUUUCUAGUGACAGAAAGGCAACGGAGCAAGUCCUAGUUUUGUUGUUGUUGUUGAAUACUAAAUUUAAGAUAUACCAGCUUGCUUUCAUUGAGCCCUGGGCUUCAGUCAUUGCUUGAGCAUUUGCAACUCGAGCUUCCAGGGAACUUCAAGGUCCUUGCUUGUUCUCUGCUUUCAAGAAACAAUGACCUGAUUCUGUCUUUAAAGACAUCUCAGAAUUCUUUAAGAAUAUCUUAGUUGGUCCUUCAGUAAUUUUGAAGCACAGUCCUUUUUUUCCCCUUUUUUGUCCGUUUCCCCAAGCCACCAAUUGGAUGAAUGAAAGUUUGAUGGGGAAGAGGAAGGGUGGGAGGAUGCAUGGAUGAGUGGAUGAGUGGAUAGACAGACGUAUUGAUAAAUAGAUAGAACCAGUCAUCUGAAGCACCUUAAAAAUUGUAGCCUUGACUCCUUGAGACUGUAGAUUUUGAUCCAAGAAACAUUUAUUUAGCACCUAUUAGAUGCCAGAAAGUUAUACCAUGUAAAACUCAGUAGGUCUUUUCAAUAUCAGGAAUGAGAGAGGUGACAUCAUGAUACAUCCUAUGGAUAUUAAAAAGUUAAUAGAAUAUUAUGAAUAAUUUUAUGCUAAUAAAUUUAACAACUUCAAAGGUGAAAUAGAUAAAUUCCUUGGAAAAAUAAAAAGUACCAAAGUUCAUUCAAUGGAUACUAGCCUGAGCAACAUGGCAAAAUACUGUCUCUUCAAAAAAUAAAAAAAAAUUAGUCGGGCAUGGUGGUGCAUACCUGUAGUCCUAGCUGGUCAGGAAACUGAAGUGGGAGGAUCACCAGAGUCCGGGGAGGUUGAGGCUGCAGUGAGCCAUGGCCUCACCACUGCACUCCAGCCUGAGUGACAGAAGGAGACCCUCUCUCCCUCAAAUAAAGAAGAAAUAGAUAGUCUGAAUAGCCUUAUAUCUACAGAAACUUAAUAGUGCUGAUAGAUAUAAGUAUUAUUAUCCUCAUUUUAUAGAUGUGGAAACUGAGGCUCAGAGAGGUAAAGUCUGUUGCUCAAGGUCAUGUGGCUAGAAUACUGGCAGAGCCAGGAUUGAAAUCCAGAUCUUCUGAUUCUUAUUCCAGUGCCCUUUCUAGCGUACCAUGUUGCCUCUAGAGAUUGCAGCUCCUUACUUACUGCAAAAUUGUUUCUGCCCAAUUACAUCUACACCUCACCCCAUCCUUUCUUAAGCACUAUGUUUGUGUUUUCAUCAGUAUUAUAUUCAUUGUCUUUGGAAUACAUGUUCUUGUUUGUGUUAGGAAAAAAAAUCUCUUUUACCAGCUUGCACUCAGACCAACUUGGGAAAAAACAAGCUUAAAUGCUGUUGCUAUGUACAGUUUAAAAAUGUGAAGUUUGUAGCUUUAACUUUUUGUAAGAAAAUCUAAUAACACUGGCUUAAGUGUUGACCUGAAAUGCCUAUUUUGUAAGGUUUGGAUGUAAGUAAUCAAUUGAGGUCAGCAGUUUGUAUAAGUAUGAGACAUAGCUUCCUCCAUUGCCCCCACUCCUUUUUUUUUUAAGUUUGAGUUGCUUCCUAUGUGUUUAUGUUAGAAUUGUUGUUCUCCUUUCUUCUUCCUAUACCUCAUCACCUUUGUUUUAAAUAAACUGUCCUUUGGACCGCAAACCCUUA